AAGUACUUCUAAGUCUUUUUAAGUACUUAUCAUAUAAAGUGUGUAUUAUCAACACAGCUGGUGUGAUUACAUGUACUAUAUCAGUAUUAUCAGUGUAUAACAGAAAGCAGGCGCAAAUUCACGUGCAUCACUGGAUCCGGCACACUACUACUUUGUCUUGAACUGAGAAGUCAGAAGCAGUCUCUUCACUUGUCUGUAAUUGUAGUUGUUAAUGGCUGAGGCACUGAGCCAAAGUACAUGUACUACUUCUAAACAUCCAGCAGUACUUCAGCACUAUAUUGUCCCUGAAUCAUUACCUUCUGGAGACUUUAAAGCUCAGUGUAAAUACUGCUCCAAAAGUAUCACAGCAUCUGUGAAAGUCACUACAAACUGGUGGAGACAUCUGAACCGUGUGCAUCCACUACAAUUAAAACAAGAAGAAUCGCAGGCCUCACAGCUAACACUAAGUCAUAUCAUUAAGGAUCACAAGAAGUAUGAUUCGAAGAACCUGAAGCAGAUACAAGCUAAUAGUGCUCUCAUUGAUUUCAUUGCUGAGGAUCUUAUUCCACUUGCCAUUGUCGAUAGUACUAAGUUUCAGAUGUUUAUAGAAACACUGGAUCCCAUGUAUCAAAUUCCAAGUCGAAAACAAUUGUCGGGCGUUUUACUUAGGAAUAAGUACUCUGCUGUUAAGAGAAAGGUUUUGGAGAAGCUUUCAAAGGCUGAAGUCAUCCAUCUUACUAUAGACCUUUGGUCAAAUCGCCAGAUGAAAGCAUACAUCGGAAUUACGGGUCAUUACAUCUCAGAUCAAUGGACACUGGAGUCAGUCAUGCUUGGCUGCCGUCGUGUCAUUGGAAGGCACACCAGCGAUAACAUUUUAUCAUGGUACCAUGAGAUUGUUGCUGAUUUUUGUAUAAGCAGCAAAGUACGACACAUAGUCACUGAUAGUGGAGCUAACAUAAAGAAAGCCUUCCGUAGUCUCAUAUUACCAGGUUACAAUGAAGAUUCACCAACUGACAGUGAUGAUGAAGAAAGUGAUGAGAAUGAAUCUGUUUCUGUUGAUCUUAUUAUUGAGCACCAUUCAUGUUUUGCACAUACGUUGCAAUUAGUUGUAAAAGAUGGGCUCACAAAGGCAGGCUCAAUUGGGACCACUAUUAAAAAGUGUUCCAACCUUGUGUCCUAUGUAAGGAAGUCUACAAUUGCUGCUGAUGUGCUAAAAGAUGAAAGAAAAUUGCAAGCUAGUAAUGCCACCAGAUGGAACUCUCAGCUUAAAAUGAUUAGGUCGGUCUUAUCUGGACCUGAGAGGAAGCUAGCUGAAUUAGAUGAUGCUCCAAAAUUAACAGCACAUGAGAGAAAUGUACUGCGUGACAUUGUAGAGAUACUGCAGCCGUUUGAAGAGGCUACAGACUUUGUUCAGAUCAGUUGUGUACCGUCAGCAGGUUAUGUCAUACCUUGUGUAAGAGGACUUAACCACCAUAUACAUGGCAUGAUAUCCAAGUAUCACUCAGCCUUUGUACAAGUACUCAAGCAAUCUUUAAGUAAGCGGUUAGCAUGUUAUGAAGAAAAUGAAGUCUACAUUAAAGCAGCAAUUUUAGAUCCCAGAUUUAAGUUACGAUGGUGUCUGAAUGAAGAUGAGAAGAAGGAAUUUACUGAGAUCAUAAUUUCAUCACUAGAGAAUAACGAAUGUCUACAACUAGUGCCAUCAAAUUCUAUUGAAGAAGCUGAAUGUAGCCCACAGCCAAAGAGAGCCAAAUCACUAUUUAGUUUUAUGCCAGAGCCUUCCUUGCAAUUGCAGUCUCAGUCUAUUUCUCUGAAAGAUGAAGUAAAUAGUUACCUACAAUCUAAGUGUGUCUCGAUGGAUGUAAAUCCAACUGAGUUCUGGAAAAGAGAAAUGGACAAAUUUCCUCGUCUCUCAAUGUUGGCUAAAGAGAUCUUGGGUGUGCCAUCUUCAUCAGCUCCAGUGGAGCGUCUUUUUAGCAUCGCUGGUAAACUAUAUAGACCUGAACGAUGUAACUUAAAGGAUUCACGUUUUGAAGAAUUAAUGUUUAUUAGGUGUAAUAAUAAUUAAUAAAUUGAUUAUAAUUGUAUAAUUAAAUCUACUUUAAAAAGUACUUAUACUUGUACUUAAGUACAUAUCAAAAUACCUGAACUUAUACUUAAGUACUAUUAUCAAAAAGGUAUAUGUACUUGUACUUAUACUUAAGUAUUUUGUAAAUGUACUUGGACUUUACUUAAGUACUUUUCAAAGAACUUCGCCCCAACCCUGGUAUGUAUGUAUGCAUUUUAGUCAUAUCUGGUAUAAGAAGACACACAAAACAUACAGGGCUACUUUAUUACAAAGAUAAAAAAGAAAAAGAUCUUUUGACAUUUACUGCAACUAAAGACUUAAAUGCACUUCUCGAGCAUAUUAAUAGCAGAUACGCUGAGUCUGAGACAUAUCAAAGCUUUCAUUUUACUCUAAUACCAAUAUUUCCAGGACGCAUUGAAUUAAAAUUUGAUGCUGAGCAAAAGGCACCUAUUACAGGCUGGACUAUAUGCCCUCGUAUUUAUCCAUGUCAAAUAUAUAGGACAGAAAUUGACAACUUUGGUCAUGGUUGUAAUUCAUUUCCACCAGAACGAAUGAUAUCGUUAAUUGCUAGUAAUAAUCCAGAUACUGUACCAACAGUUAUUUAUGAUGUUCCAGUGGAAGGCAUUGUAGAACAACCACUAACACUCCGCAUCAUUGGGAAACUGAAAAACAUCCCUGGGAAUACAGUUGAAAGUAAUGUCAGUAUUUCACAAAAUACCUCACUUGAACCUCCAAAUCCAAGACAGCAACCUCGAUUACCACAGCAAAUAGAUUCUGCAACAGCGAAUGAAGCUUUUAGAGAACAUUUCUCUGAUAUGUCAAACCUGAUGUCUAUACGAUCAAAUAGAAUAAACUUUGCUACAAUGCUAUACACAGAAAAAGUCAUUCCAUUUGAAUGCUUUAGAAAUGCAAUAGAAGGUGAAACAGCAGAUGCAGAAAAGGCAACAUCUUUAUUGAUUACACUGACCCAGCUUAUCCAGGCUGAUCAUGAAGUACUAGUCACAAUAAUUAAAAAAAUUCUAUUUAAAAAAGAAGAAUUUAAAAAUCUUGCUAGAAAACUAUGUGAUGCUAUAAAAGACGAAUGACUUAAGCUACUGUUAUUAUUUUGUGUGAAAACUAAAAAUUUUGCGCUCUGUUUUAAUUUUUCCUGCUUUAAGCUGCUUAAUUUCAAACUUA
Molecule: messenger RNA, 3220 nt
Organism: Amphimedon queenslandica
Lineage: Eukaryota; Metazoa; Porifera; Demospongiae; Haplosclerida; Niphatidae
Product: zinc finger BED domain-containing protein 1-like
Exons: 6
Coding region: 212-2044 (610 amino acids)
Molecular function (GO): protein dimerization activity; DNA binding
Source: RefSeq, a predicted model, not a curated record